AAAGUCCUGUCUAUCACCUAAUCAAAAUAGAAGGAGCGAGAGAGCGAGAGAGAGGAAGAUGAAGUACGCGUCCAUAGGUUCGAUCUUGAUUGCACUUCUGUCGAUCCAUUGCCUUUCUGCGCUCUGUGCCGUGGAUGACUUCGAUUUCUUCUACUUCGUUCAACAAUGGCCAGGAUCGUACUGCGACUCAAGGCACAGUUGCUGCUACCCGAAGACGGGGAAACCUGCAGCAGAUUUCGGCAUUCAUGGGCUGUGGCCUAACUACAAGGACGGAUCCUACCAGUCUAAAUGCAAUCCUGAUCAUGUUUUCGAUAAGUCUGAGAUUUCAGAUCUCAUUAGCAGCUUGGAGAAAAGUUGGCCAACUUUGUCAUGCCCGAGCAACGACGGCCUCAAGUUCUGGGAACACGAAUGGGAGAAACAUGGGACCUGCUCGGAGUCUGAGCUCGAUCAGCACGACUACUUUGAGGCGGGCCUCAAGCUGAAGGAGAAGACAAACCUCCUUCAAGCACUCAAGAAUGCGGGGAUCGAGCCAAAUGACAAGUUCUACAGACUAGAGAGCAUCAAAGAGGCUAUUAAGCAAGCGGUUGGUCAUGAGCCUGGGAUUGAAUGCAACGUCGAUCCAUCUGGCCACAAGCAGCUUUCAGAGGUGUAUCUGUGCGUCGAUACUUCGGGUAUGGAGAUUAUCGAAUGUCCCAUUCUUCCCAAGGGAUCAAGAUGUGCUUCAAACAUCCAAUUUCCAAAGUUUUAACAAAAGAAGGGACUCGAUCGAUGCACUAGAAUGGUCAUCUCUAUGGACAUAUAUCGGCAACUGAACCUAUUCAUCUAAAAUUUUGCAUCAAUCUGUAUUUGAUGGAAAAAUUUAUUGCUUUCAUCUCGUUUCAAAAGGUUAAUAAAUAACAAAAGGCUGCAAAUUUCUCCAUUCA
Punica granatum (pomegranate) is the source of this 923-nucleotide messenger RNA. The record is from RefSeq and is a predicted model, not a curated record. NCBI's taxonomy places the organism in Eukaryota, Viridiplantae, Streptophyta, Magnoliopsida, Myrtales, Lythraceae.